ACCUUUUCUAUGGUAUGUUUAGGUCAAAAAUUCGGGCUCAAGAGCAAAUGAAGAAAUUCGUAGCAGAUCUCCUAACAAGGAAGAGAUAUCCAGGAGCAGAAAAGACAACACAGAAGCCUUAAGAGAUCACAGCGUUGAAGCAAAUCCUAAAGAGGUUGAAGAGGAAGAAAGACAGAUGCCUAAAAGAAAAAGAAAGAAGCAUUAUCCCUCUUCAGAUGAUGAACUGGAUGAUAAUCCAGAUGUCCUAGAUUCCAAAAUAGAAACAGCACAGAGGCAGUGUUCUGAAACUGAACCACAAGAUACAAAGGAGGAGAACACUGGAGAUUUGGAAGAAUUCUCUAAAACAAGUUCUAAGACAAACAGCACUGCUUCAAGGGCCAUGGACGAAAAGGACGAAUACAGCAGUGGUGAAGCUGCUGGCGAAAAGACCGAGCAGAAUGACGAUGACAACAUGAAAUCUCAGGAGGAAGAUCAGCCAGUAAUUAUUAAAAGGAAAAGAGGAAGACCUCGUAAACACCCCUUAGAAACAACGUUAAAAACAAAAGAAGACUGCAAAACGGAUACUAGCAUUGUCACUGUAGAACAGUCUCCACCUGGUGGCAAACCAAAAUUAACACAGACAGAUGAGUCCAAUAAAGAAACCACUACCCUACAAGAAAGAAGUAUAAGCAACGAUGAUGGUGAAGAAAAAACAGUAGCAAGUGUGCGGCGGAGAGGAAGAAAGCCCAAGCGUUCACUCACUCUGUCAGAUGAUGCUGAAUCUUCAGAGCCGGAAAGAAAACGCCAGAAAUCAGUUUCUGAAGCCACUGAGGACAAGAAAGACCAGGAGUCUGAGGAGGAAGAGGAAGAGGAGGAAGAGGAGGAGCCCUCGGGAGCCACUACAAGGUCCACCACCAGAUCAGAGGCUCAGAGAAAGCAUCAUAGCAAGCCAUCAGCAUGUGCAGCAUCCACGCUUGGCAGCCCAGAAACCAUUUCUGCUAGAAAUCGCCAAAUGUUAGCAAAAGAGAAGUUAUCUACCUGCGAAAAAGUUAGUAAAUCUCCCCUAUUAGGAAGAUCGAAGGCCCAGCUGUCCCCUUCUAGCAAGCGCAAGAGGGAAGCCAGCCCCCCCGGAGCCCGAACCAGAGGCCAGCAGAGGGUGGAAGAAGCCCCUUCAAAGAAGGCCAAGCGGUAAUCCUGGCCUCCACUGCCCCUGGCUUGUCGGGGACACAGCCGAGAGAAGAGAAUCAAGCCUUGGGGCCAUAAGCUUUUUUUUUUUUCUUUUAACCAGGGAAAGGACAUGCAUGUGCUCUUAAGUUCCUAGGUGCAAGCUUUUUCUUGUUCUGUUUAAACAGCUUUAUAAACUAUUGUUCAUAGAAGAUAUUAUGUACAUUUAUUUCAGAUAAAGGAAAAUAAGUUUACUUUGUAUCUGAACUCAAAACAAAGUAGUUGUAUAUUUUAACAUUUGAAAUCGGGAUUUCCCGAUGUGACACAUCACUAAUGCAAACCCUUCCAGCCCAUCAGACACCAGGCUGCCUACUGGUAAUCUGUGUACAGUAUAUAAACAUGUAAAAAUAGGUUGUAUUUUACUCUAUGUAUGAUGCUAAUCAAUGAACACUUUAUUUAUUUUACAGAGAAAACUUAUCUGUGAACUUUACUAUAUAUCUGUUUAUUUUAUUUUAUUAUUUUUUUUUUAUAAAAAAGGGGUUUUAAAUGCUAUGCAGUCAUUAGUAGAAAUGUUUUAGGAUGCUGCCUGCCUUGUAACUCUCUGAAUAUGAUCUGGCAGGAAAUACAGAACCUUCUCGCAUGUAUCCAAGUGAAGUAGUUUAGCUCAAGAAAGGGUCUGCAUUGCUUCUCUGUUCACAUUUGUGACUGUUUUUAAGAAUGUAACUUGUUUUUAGAUAUGCUCGCAUCUGUGACUUUACUUCCAGCCCCACUGGCGUGAGAGGUUCUGGUUCAGGUAAAGUUACAUCCUGUCACCUGCAGCAAACAUGCCUCUGUCACUGUUCGUUCCUCCCCUCUGUCCUCUUCCGAGGCUUCUGCCUGUUCUCCUUCCAUACUGUCCUUUUCAGUGAAGGGAAACACAUCGAGAUUAGGUCACUCCUGUCUUAUCAAGCUUCAGGAUUUUAUGUUGUUUUAUACGCAGUUAUUUUCAGACAGAAACUGGCUUUAUUGCCAGAUUCUUUUUUAAACAUGUUUUAACUCCCAUAUGAACAAACUGUCCAGCUUAAGUUUUUCAUAAAAUUAAAUUUUUCUUAAGAUCAAAUUUGUCUCUAGCAAUGAUGUGAUGAGUUGCCAAAUAAUUGAGAUUAUUUUAAAAUGUUUUGUUCAUAUUGUUUUAUAAUUAAAAUUUACAUCCAGUGUGUGUGUAUUUUUUUUUGACUCUUAAUGUAAGGUGGAUAUUUCUGUCAUUUUACAUGGUUUCUUACAAGAUUUUAUAUAUAAAUUAUAAAAU
Messenger RNA from Leptonychotes weddellii (Weddell seal), 2431 nucleotides. The record is from RefSeq and is a predicted model, not a curated record. NCBI's taxonomy places the organism in Eukaryota, Metazoa, Chordata, Mammalia, Carnivora, Phocidae.